GUUGACGAUUCCUCGCAUUCCAGUGCAGUAUUUUGGCUGAUUAUUUGUUUUUUAACUGGUUUGCAAAUCAUGGAUCAGUGCAAUGGUGAAUGCAAUUGAAAUUACACCAUAUGCAGUAAGAAUUUGAUGGAAAUAGUAAAGAUAAACAAGUAGGCGAGGGUGUUGAAGACUUGGCUUCACUGGAAACAAACUUGUUUUCCAAACGGAUGUCAUGCCACCCAGUGUGUUCAUUGGAGUGAGUGAGAGUGGCAAUAGUGGGCGCCAAACAGUCUCCCUGUACACAACAGAGACGGUAUUGGUGGGCAUUUCGUUGAUGAAUUUGGCUUUUACAGUUCGGAUACGUCAAGAGGGGGAAUUCUCUGAACAUCGUGAUUGAAAAUGGUGGCUACGUAAGCUCGACGUGCUGAAACCUCCGUCAUUUUUGUUGCUUUUUGGUGUUUUAUUUCAUAUUUAAUUACGAUUUCAGUAGUCACACAGUGCAAAAAUGGCACACGGACUAAAUUCUGUAAUCAAACGCGAUGUUGGUGCGGUUCAGUGCAAGCCCGAGGGCAAAACGGGCGUCGGAUCGCGACGAAUUUUUUCGCCGCAGUUCAAAUUGCAAGUGCUCGACUCCUAUCGGAACGAUGGCGAUUGUAAAGGGAACCAAAGGGCUACGGCCCGAAAGUACGGAAUUCAUCGUCGGCAAAUUCAAAAAUGGCUACAAGUUGAGGGCGCUCUUAGAAGUGGGGUGAGUGGCAAACACCAGUUAUCCACACAAACAGUUAAAAGUGAGGUGGCCUUGAACGGCCACAGACAGCGAGACGACGAAAGCAGCGCUCUUCGAAGCGCCAGCUUGGCUAGCGAAGCGCGCGUUCCUGCAAUGGAGCCCCCUGCUGGAUUUCGGGCGCACCACAUGGCGCCUAUAUGUUCCCCUGACCCCGCCAAACCUAUGGACCUGUCGUUCAAGCGGACGGCCACCUCACCGCACGCCUCUCCGUCCGUAGCCGCCUACUUUCCUGUGCUGGGGCCGUCAACAAGUCUGCCUACUUUGCGACAACCUGAUGUGUGGGAUUUGUCCAAGAAAAGCAAUAAGAGGAAAGCGGAUACCGUCAGCGCCACCGCUAAACCGGCCAAGUUGUUCAAACCUUAUUUGGAUGAUGACCGGGAGGUCAGUAGCAGCAGCGUCACUUUCGGCAACUCAGUCUCAUCAACAUCGCUCCCAGUAACACCCCCUCUUAUACAAAACAUCUACAGUCCCCAGUCUCUGUCUUUAUCCAGAAGCUCAUUUGAAUUAUAUUAUAAUAACAACAAUAUAGUUCAGGAUGCUAUCAAGUACGAGUGCGAAUGUGCUAGUCAUGAGCUGAAAGGUCCGGAAACUACACUACUUGGCUCGCCCUAUUACACGGACCUCAGUCCCAAGUAUCACUUGGAGCGCUACCUUCCCAGCCCCACCUACAUCCCUUAUGAGGAGCCGCCCGCCUACACCCAGUUGAAGCGCCGAGGAUCGUGCGGACUCGAUCUCGAUUUAAGUGCCAUUGAUUGUUCUCCAGAUUCGUUAUGCAAAGGAAACCCGAGGGCUGUUAUAAUGAAAUACAACAGUCCGUCAAGAGACGACUUUAAAUGGACACCCCACUAUGAGCUAAGACACACUAGUGAGUUGAAAGGGGAAAUCAAAGUGGAAUAUUGAGGCCAAAACAUGCAUCAUCAUACAAAAGUACAACAGCAGCAGUUUCUUUUCUAGAUCGUUGCUACGGUGUUGCACCGAUUUGCUCAUUAUUAGUUCUAGAUGAAGCCUUCAUUCACUUUGCUCAUUUACAAUAUAAUUAAAAAGAACCCUAAACAUAUAUAGAUUUUUCACAUACUGCUUGUUGGGUAUUACGCCUCAAAAAUUGUGUCUUAAAAAAAGACAGACAAAUAUAAAUAUAAAUCAAUCUGUAAUAAAAGACGUGAAGAAAUUCUGUUUUUUUUGAGGAGAAAUACCCAACAAGCAGUUUGUAAAAAAGCCGCCUCAACAACUUAUCUACGUAUAGAUUUGUUACAAAGUUUUAACAGUGUGCCUUUUAGUGAUAAGAAUUCAAUGUGCCAAAAUGUUUACACUUAGGCAGCUAUGUAAUCCUACUUAUAAAUACCUGAUAUACUUACGCAAUAUUUUUGUAUUUCUACUUAAUAGUGUAAGUACGAUUUUCUGUAAACGAUGGGCGAGAUUUUUUAUGGUUCACGCCAUUUUUGCCAUAGUCCUGUAAAUUAGUGGAGCACCGCCAAUUUAUAUUGCAAACCUUUAUUUGAGGUUCACUUGAUUGUAAUUAAAACGGUAUGUGAUUUAGAUUUUAAAUUAUUUCUAAAAAAAGACGAUAAAUAUAGUUGUAUAUAUUAUAAGAAAAUUUUCAUAAUUAACAUUUACACUAAAAUAUAUUUUUAAUAAUGAGGAAAUUGUUUUUAAUAUAUUUACUAAUUGAGAUACAAAUGUACAUAAAUUGAGGAAGAGCUAAUGCAGCUGCAAAGUGUCAAAACGUUUAUAAAUAUUGUAAUAUUUUAUAUUUGCAAAUUUUUUAUAUAUUAUUAAAAAUAAAAACGUAAUACAUGAA
Messenger RNA from Dendroctonus ponderosae (mountain pine beetle), 2564 nucleotides. RefSeq lists its product as uncharacterized. The record is from RefSeq and is a predicted model, not a curated record. The transcript has a single exon. Lineage: Eukaryota; Metazoa; Arthropoda; Insecta; Coleoptera; Curculionidae. Bases 485 to 1666 code for a protein of 393 amino acids.